Leguminivora glycinivorella is the source of this 1028-nucleotide messenger RNA. RefSeq lists its product as uncharacterized. NCBI's taxonomy places the organism in Eukaryota, Metazoa, Arthropoda, Insecta, Lepidoptera, Tortricidae. The transcript is spliced from 6 exons. The coding region runs from base 180 to 1025 and encodes 281 amino acids. The record is from RefSeq and is a predicted model, not a curated record.
UUCCUUCAACUAUCUCCACUUAAAAAAUCACGACAAUUCGUCGCUCCGUUUUGCAGUGAAAGACGGACAAACAAACAGACACACACACUUGCCCAUUUAUAAUAUAUUAUAGUAUAUUACAUACUUGAUUGGUAAAAGUAAAUCAUAUUAUUGGGUUAAAUUCUAGAAAGAAGAUAAACAUGGAAAUUCGGGACAGGAACCUAAAGUGGAGACCUCCAAUACGUGCUCGAGAAUAUUUCUUAAUUCUGUAUUGUAACAAAAGGAAAAUAUGUUGUAAACAGGAUUCACAGGAAGGUAUACAAGCCUGGAAUUCAUUAAGCCCUGCAGAACAAAAGGUAUUUGUUGACAAGUUUGAGAAGUGGCAGAUUGAAAAUGAAAAUAAAUUUACCAGUAUCUUAGGACGUGCUGAACCAUUUUUAAAGAAAAAGAAAACAAGAAAUAAAGGAAAUAUUGAAUCAACUUUGAAUACAACUAAACAUGAUUGUGAUGUCAGUCUAUCAGAAUCUAUAUUGAAUGUCUCCACUAAUUCACUUAGUAAUGCUCAGUCCAUUGCAGAUUCAGUAUUUAAACAGGAAGAUAUUAAUGUUGAUUUUUAUAUGGAUUGUGAUGACCAGUCAGAAUCAAUGAUCAACCUUAGAUAUGAUGAUACACCCAAUGGUGACAGUGGUAACACAGAAGAACCAAGACAAUAUUACACUGCCUCAGUUAUUGAUGAAGACAUAGAUGAGCCCACAGCUCCGGGAGCAACAAAUGAGACGAAAGAAAAUGCAUCAUUUACUGAACCAAUGUUGCCGACUGUGAUGAAGCCCAAGGAGCUGUUUGAAAUAGUUAAAAAUAGUGGAAGACGACCUGAGCUCGCCACCCUCGCAUGGAAGGACCUGCCGAAGAACGAGAAAUUAAUGUACAGUCGAGCCGUUCGUAAAAUUAAAAGAGAUUACCUUAAACAAUAUGAACAGUAUUUAGAGAGCUUGCCAUCUCCAGAAUUAUUUAAACUAUACAUUAAAUUUAAAAAGGAAAUUAUCUAAAAA